UAAUCUUCCUGCUUCACAAGUUUCUCAUGCUAUUCCUUUUUAGGAUUGGCUGUUGUGUAACCCCUUGGACCAAUGGGAUUGGUUCUCCUCAGGCGAACAAGAGCCAGAAGGACUCGGACACCAACGCCUCUGGCAAUAGCAAACCUGUUCCCUUCAGCCAAGCAUCCAACUCUUCACACACUGAGCAAACACCUCCGUCCUCAGCUUCUCCUGUAUUCACGGCGAACAAGAGCCGGAGGGACUCGGACACCAACACCUCUAGCAAUAGCAAACCUGUUCCCUUCAGCCAAGCAUCCAACUCUUCACACACUGAGCAAACACCUCCGUCCUCAGCUUCUCCUGUAUUCACGCUGCCAUGAAGAUAGCUUCAUUCAACGUCCAGAGGUUUGGAACCAGUAAAGUUUCAGAUCCAGAGGUUCUUCACACUCUGGUCCAGAUUGUGUCACGCUAUGACAUCAUCGUGAUCAUCGAAGUGGUGGACAUCAGUGGAGUGGCGGUCAAAUCCCUCCUGGACGCCAUCAACACGAGCUCCAGGAAACACCACUACAGUGUGCAGAUCAGCUCUCGUCUGGGAAGAACUCGCUACAAGGAGCAGUACCUCUUCCUCUACAGGGACGACCUGGUCGACAUGGUGGAUUUUUAUCAGUACGACGACGAAGAGACAGUGAAGGAAGACAUCCUCGCUCGAGACCCGUACAUCCUCCGCUUCCGAUGUCAUAACACAAUCAUCCAGGACCUGGUUCUGGUCCCUGUCCACACUAAACCCCAGGACUCUGACAAGGAGCUGGACCAGCUCUAUGACGUCUUCCUCCACAUGAAGGCCAAGUGGAAGACUGACAAUGUGAUGAUCCUGGGGGAUUUCAAUGCGGACGGUGCCUAUGUCUCCAAGAGAGAGAUGAAGAGCAUUCGUAUCCGUAGUGACCCUAACUUCCAUUGGCUUAUCGCAGACGAUGUCGACACCACGGCCAACACCGGGAACGACCACACUUACGACAGGAUAGUGGUGUAUGGUAAGGACAUGUUGUCGGCUGUGGUUCCUAACUCCGCAAAACCAUUCAACUUCCAGAAGGAGUAUGGACUCACAUACCAACAGGCACUGAAGGUAAGCGACCACUACCCCGUGGAGGUUGAGCUGAAGUCCUGCGUUCAGAAACAAGACACCACUGUUGUCGAGGAUCUGGUGGAUAUACAGAGAGGAAACCUCCUGCUUGAGAGGGAGAAGCUACUGUCUGCAGAUCGAGGUGCUGCAGCUCCAGAAGCAAAGCUGGAGCAUCGUAACUUAGCAACCGAAACCUAACGACCGAUCAAACAUCCUAACUAGAGAUGUCCGAUAUUAUCGGCCCACCGAUAUUAUCGGCCCGAUAUUAGCAUACAAAUGUAAUAUCGGUCAAUAUCGGUAUCGGAUUUUUUUUGCCUUAAAACCGAUUUUUUUUAAUUUUUAUUUAUUUAUUUUUAUUUAUAGCUCAAAUAAAUGUUUUC
Molecule: messenger RNA, 1479 nt
Organism: Gadus morhua (Atlantic cod)
Lineage: Eukaryota; Metazoa; Chordata; Actinopteri; Gadiformes; Gadidae
Gene: dnase1l4.1
Product: deoxyribonuclease 1 like 4, tandem duplicate 1
Exons: 11
Coding region: 356-1297 (313 amino acids)
Biological process (GO): DNA catabolic process
Cellular component (GO): nucleus
Molecular function (GO): DNA binding; deoxyribonuclease I activity
Source: RefSeq, a predicted model, not a curated record